AGGGAGAGCAAAAGAUAACGAUCGGGUUCAAUCGUUACCUUACACGCCAAAACAUUAAAAGCCGCCACCCGCGAAUCCCUCCAUCUCGCUCGCUCUCUCUCGUGCUCGCGUCUUUCGUUUAUUUUUCCCUUUCUCUUCCUCUUAUUAUUUUCUUAGGGCAGAGCGAAACACUAAGCUCCUCCGCUGCCCCGUCGUCGAGAUGUCAGCAACCGGCGCGGACACCAAGCCGGAGGAGGGGGAGACCGCUGCCGUGGCGCCCGCCGCUGGGGAGGUCCUAUACUGCGGGGGUACCAACUGGGACAUGCUGGGCCGGAUGGGGGGCCCCAAUGCUGCGAACCUCGUUUCCCCCACCAGGCUUCGCCCGCUCGUCGGCGUCGACAUUCGCUUCGUGGCAUCUGGUUGUAGACGGAUGUGCGUUGUCCUUAUUUCAAAACGCUUGUUCUCCCCCACCAGGCUUCGCCCCAACGCUGCCGUGACUCUUUUCUCUCGUUUUGCUCAUAUUUCAAAACGCUUGUUGUCCUUAUUCGUAGAAAACGACGCCAAAAAGGCUCCGUCCACAGUGAUACAAAGGACGUUUAUGAUGCCUUUAAAACUUUUCAUUUUUAGAAGAGUUUUUAACUUAAAAUUGAAGAAUGACUUAGAGUGAAUAUUUUUAUGGUUUGAUAUUUGAACUUAUAUACAAUGCAGCGUGUUGUUGUUUUUUUUACAUCUCUAACCUAUACCUUGUCCUGAAGUGAAGAACUCAAUGCUUCAUUUCUGGUUGCGGUCAGGUGGAGAUAUCAUUGUGUGGACCAUGAUGUCAGAAUACUUGCUACUCAGUUGUUUACUAUUCCAUCAUGGAGAUAUUGUGACUUAAGAUUUGAGCGGUGCAAUCUUAAGAAGACCAUGAUGUAAGAACAGGACGAAGGCGCGGGUGUUUGAAGUCACCAAUCCACGUCAACUCUGCCAGUCCGUUCUCCUCCGUCUCCUCCAUUCCCAUCUUCUCCGCAGACGGGCCAUCCGAGCUUCUGCCUUCAUAAUCAGAUCCAUCUGACGAUAAUGCUGAUUAAUUGUUCCCACUGCCACACACCGCUGCAGCUCCCACCGGGGGCGUCGUCCGUGCGAUGCACCAUCUGCAAGUCCAUCUCCUACGUGUCCAAUUCUUGGGGCGUCCCCGCGCCUCCGGAGGCUUCUCAUACCCUUCCGCCUCCUGGCUCCCUCCCGCACCCGUCGCCAUCGUCGGGGCUAUCGUCGCCGCCGAAGCCGGGUGGCGGUGAGCGAAAGAAAGCGGUGAUUUGCAGUGUCAUGGAUCGGGAUGGCGGGGCUAUCGCCACCACCGAAGCCGGGUGGUGGUGAGCGAAAGAUAGGGUGGUGAGCGAAAGAUAGCCCCGCCGCCGAAGCCGGGUGUCAGUGAGCGAAAGAAAGCGGUGAUUUGCGGGGUCACGGAUCGGAACACGCCAAACGAGCUUAUGGGGUGUAUAAAUGAUGCCAAGUGUAUGAAGUACCUCCUCAUCAAUUGCUACAGCUUCCCAAAAUCCAACGUCAUCAUGCUAACAGGUACUACUAUGAUCUUUCCUAUCACCAUUCACAACAACAGUCGAUCAAUCGGUCUCUCUCAAUUUGGUUCGUUUGGUUCCAGCCAUAAUCAUUGUGAGCAUAAUCCCUUAUAUAAGCUUCUGUUUCUGAGGUCUUUCCUAGAAAUUGAAGUCAUCUAUACGAAGCAUGUUAGUGGACGUAGUUGUAAACGUGCAGUUUAUCUAGAGCUUAAACUCUGGAUUGGUUGUGGAUCUACCAGAUAAAUAUCAAUUACCCAGGUAAUUCGCUAUGCAAAUACCCGGUUCAUUAUUUCAAAAAAAGGGGAAAUUAUAGUUGAAUUAGCACCCCUAACAUGAAUGAGUAGAGCUUAUCAAUCUUCUUCCUCUGUUGGAUUUGUGAAGGAUAGCCUCUUGAUUGGUGGACUUAGCUAGGACAAUGGUGAAUGAAUAUUAAGAUGUUGCAUAUCAAAAGGAAGGGAAAAAGACAUGGGACUGGUGCCUAUGAACUGAAUCAUGAGUUGCGAUCAUAGAUCGGAAUGCCCAGAGAGCUCGUAGAUAAUUCCAUGAAUCAGAAUGUUUACCGUUAGUUUAUAACAAAGGAAGAAUUUGUUCAAAGAAAUGCUUGUGGCCGUGUAUGUAUGUUCAUCACUUACAUAAUCUUGAUUCUUUUUCAACCAUUAUGGCAUCAGAUUGAUAAUUUUGUGCAGCAAAGCAAUCCAUAAUCACUUUAAGUGGUGAAUAAAGCAGUUUUUUUUUUUAUUUAAAUUUUGCAAAAGAUAAUUGUGCUUUUCUUGGCACAUCUGCUUUGUUGCAAAGAUGAGUAUUGUAGUCUAUCUUGCUUCGAUGACAUUUAAGCCCAUUUUAAACUUUAGGGCAUAUACAUUUUCAUUGUAAUUUUUAAAUAGAAACCUGUACUUGUUAAGCCAGUUCGUACUUGUCACCUGGAAUUGUUGUAUCCUUGUUUCCUAAGAUAUGAGAUUCUUCGAGCAGUUGAAGUCUAUCACAAGAAGUAGAAAAAGUUAAUGGGUCCUUGCUCGUUAUGUUAAUGGGUCAAUGCAAUGGUGUAGUCUUCUUUGAUGCAUGCUAGAGAAAGAAAUGCCAUAUUGAUGAAAGAAAAAUCUCACACACCAAUGUCAAAGAAAUCGAUAAACUGUCAGAAGAUGUUUCUCAAUGUCAGUCAAAUCAAGCAAAACAGAUGUAAAACAUGUGCAUAAUCAAUGACAACAGAAGACACUUCAAGUGCAAGACAGAAGGUACACAUUACAGAGAAAAAGGUUUUGCAUAAAGACGAGCAUUAAAGUAUGUUCUGUAUGGACAAUUACCGCAACUUGUCUUUCUCUGCUCAGACGAGCGUUAAAGGAUGUUCUGUGCUUGAAGAUGUAAAGUGGGUGCUGCUGAAGUGGUGUCCUCCGAAUGCUAAUGCUGUUAAAGUAUGUUCAAUGGGCUGUUGCUUCUGGUGUUUGGAACGUGACACCACUGACUUCGUGGUAGGGUGUUUAAGGGAGGUUUUUAGUUCACGGGAUGAAGGGUGCAGUGUGGAGGUUCCUCUUAUGUUGCGGGGAGAGGCUGUUGUUCAGCAUUCUGUCUUCAGUUUUGUCUCAAUACAAGUUAAUCUUCUAAGAUUGCUGGUUGAUAAUGUCUUCCGUUCAAACAAAUGUCCGAGUCUGCGGUCUAAAAAACGCUGCAGCACUGCUAGAUGAAAUGAAGCUCUUGGGUGAAGUUCCAAGCAAGCCAAGUGCAAGAAAGGUGUUAAAUUCUGAGCUUUGGCAUGCCUGUGCUGGACCACUUGUAUCAUUGCCUCAACCUGGAAGCCUAGUAUACUAUUUUCCACAGGGACACAUUGAACAGGUGACUUCUUCAACUAGAAAAAUAGCAAACUCACAGAUUCCUGCCUACACAGAUCUCCCAUCUCAAUUUAUGUGCCAAGUUCGCAAUGUUACACUACAUGCUGACAAGGAGAUGGAUGAAAUAUAUGCUCUGAUGACCCUUCAGCCAGUAACUUCUGAAAAUGAUGUCUUUCCUAUUCCAGAUCUAGGUCAUACUAGAUGUAAGCACCCAACUGAGUUCUUCUGUAAGAUUUUAACUGUAAGUGAUACUAGCAAACAUGGUGGAUUCUCAGUACCUCGAAGGGCUGCUGAAAAGCUAUUUCCACAGUUGGAUUAUUCAAUGCAACCUCCAAAUCAGGAACUUAUCGUCAGGGAUUUGCACGAUAACUUGUGGACAUUUCGACACAUCUAUCGUGGACACCCGAAGAGACAUCUUUUGACCACUGGAUGGAGUCUCUUUGUGGGUGCAAAAAAGCUUAAAGCUGGUGAUUCUGUUUUGUUUCUCAGGGAUGAGAACUCGCAGCUACUCUUGGGUGUUAGAUGUACCAACCGUAAACUAACAGCCCUAACAUCAUCUGUACUUUCCGCUGACAGUAUGCAUAUUGGUGUCCUUGCUGCAGCAGCUCAUGCUGCGGCAAGUAGGAGCCCAUUCACUGUGCUCUAUAAUCCUAGAGCAUGUCCUUCUGAGUUUAUAAUUCCUAUGACCAAGUAUCAUAAAGCUGCAUAUACCCAGGUAUCAAUUGGGAUGAGAUUUGGCAUGAUGUUUGAAACUGAGGAGUCAAGUAAACGCAGAUACAUGGGCACAAUUGUAGGUAUCAGUGAUUAUGAUCCUGUCAGAUGGCCUAAUUCAAGGUGGCGAAACCUGCAAGUGGAAUGGUAUGAACAUGGUUAUGGAGAAAGACCUGAUAGGGUCAGCUUAUGGGAAAUUGAAACCCCAGAAAGUAUUUUUGCAUUUCCUAAUGUAACUUCAAGUUUAAAAAGGCAAUGUCUUCCUGGAUAUGUAGGUCCUGCAAUAAACAAUCAGUUUGUAAAUUUGAACCCAUUUACAAAUCCAACCGAAGAUGGAAAUGUCAACACACAGCACUUCUUCGCUGGUUUUGGGUCAGAAAAUUUUUCGAGGCUUCUUAACAAGCCUUGGAAUUCUAAUUGUGAUGGCCUGCUUGGACAUCACCAGUCCAUAUGUGCCGGUAUUUUGCAGAAUGUUAGAAGCUGUGAACUCUCAAAAAGUUUCUCAGUAAUUAUGCCAGCACUGCAUACAAUGGGAAGUUCUACUCAGCGGGAAGUAGUCACCACAGCAGCAAUGCAGCAGAAACAACAUUUCUCUACACAUUUCUCUACUGCUGAAAAUGCUGCAACUUCCUCUGCAGAUUUAUCUUUGAUGGCAAAUUCCAACAAUUUUGAGCCCACAGAGACAUUUCAGCUCUCUUGCAUUUCGGAUUCUGGAACACCCCAGUGCAUCACAACAGAUAUUCAAGAAUAUUUUGGCACACAAUUAAACUCCCUAGGUGAUGAGCUGCUUGUCCAAGGCAUCCUUUCAUCUGAGGUUCACGACUUAGAUGUUCAAGGAGACUGCACUGUGUUGCAGGGUGUAUCUAACUCAUAUGUGAUAAUGGACUUGUUCGAGGAGAGUAACAACCAGGGUGAGACAAUUGGCAAUCUCCAUCUUGACCCUAUCAAUGAAAGCAUGGAUAUGAGCCAUGUUCCAGGUGCAGCCAUGGACGGCCCCAGUCCAAUAGGAUCUUCCAGGUUUCAAAUUCCUUCUGUGAUUCCAGUUUGUAAUUUCACUUCAAAUCAGGAAUCAGUGUCUCACAUUACUUCAACAAGAAUGACAGACUCAGUAUUCUCGCUACAAGACGUCCCUGACAGCUCUGCAGGUACAUCAUCUGCCAUCAUAGCUACGAAUGAUUGCAGCUUAUACCGAGGUUCCCGGAAGCAAGCAUGUCAACAACCUUUAAGAACAUACACUAAGGUUCAAAAAGUAGGAUCUGUUGGAAGAUCAAUUGAUGUAACACGCUUUAGUAAUUAUUAUGAAUUGAGAUCUGCAGUUGCCUGCAUGUUUGGAUUAGAGGGACAACUGGAUGAUCCACGUGGUUCAGAAUGGAAGCUUGUUUAUAUAGAUUACGAAAAUGAUGUUCUUCUGGUUGGGGAUGAUCCUUGGGAGGAGUUCAUAAACUGUGUCAAAUGCAUCAGAAUUCUAUCACCUUAUGAAGUGCAGAAGAUGAGCCAGGAAGGCAUGCAGCUGAUGGAUGGUUUUGCAUGUACCAUCAAGUAGAAGGAAAGGCACCUCUCGAGACAUUGCUCGCGAUAACCAUGCAACUCGGAGAAUGAAGCAAAGACAUCUAAUGUUUCCCAGUGAACUAUUUGUAUUUUUUUCUCUCCCGUCCAUCUUGUUUAUUAUUUGCUCUUUUUCGUUAAAGUGAGAAAAGGUUAUGCUUAUUGAAAAGCUUCAUGUAAUGAAGCAUAAAUCUCCCGAUCACUUGAAGCCCAUAAAUGAUGGAUAUUGUUUGGAAUGUAAAACCUAAAGGGUUUAAUUGGUGUG
Musa acuminata AAA Group (dessert banana) is the source of this 5879-nucleotide messenger RNA. RefSeq names its product auxin response factor 11. Gene Ontology annotation, cellular component: nucleus. Gene Ontology annotation, biological process: response to hormone; regulation of DNA-templated transcription. Bases 3150 to 5612 code for a protein of 820 amino acids. NCBI's taxonomy places the organism in Eukaryota, Viridiplantae, Streptophyta, Magnoliopsida, Zingiberales, Musaceae. Gene Ontology annotation, molecular function: DNA binding; protein binding. The transcript is spliced from 15 exons. The record is from RefSeq and is a predicted model, not a curated record.